AUGCCCAAAGUCUUCUUGGUGAAGAGGAGAAGCCCGGGGGUCUCGGUGCGCAGCUGGGAUGAGCUCCCGGAUGAGGAAAGAGCAGACACCUACAUCCCAGUGGGCCUGGGCCGCCUACUCUGCGACCCCCCCGAGGACUGCCGUAGCGACGGCGGCAGCAGCAGCAGCGGCAGCGGCGGCGGGAGUAGCAGCGCCGGGGAGCCCGGAGGCGCCGAGAGCAGCUCGUCCCCGCGCGCCCCCGAGCCCGGCGACGCCGAGGGCCCCGAUGGACACCUGGCGGCGAAGCAGCUCCCGGUUGCCAGGUCGAAAAUCAAGUUCACCACAGGCACGUGCGAUGACUCGGUGGUCCACAGCUGUGACUUGUGCGGCAAGAGCUUCCGCCUGCAGCGCAUGCUCAACCGCCACCUCAAGUGCCACAACCAGGUGAAGCGGCACCUGUGCACCUUCUGCGGCAAGGGCUUCAAUGACACCUUCGACCUGAAGCGGCACGUGCGCACACACACAGGCAUCCGUCCCUACAAAUGCGACAUCUGCAACAAGGCUUUCACCCAGCGCUGCUCCCUGGAGUCCCACCUGAAGAAGAUCCACGGGGUGCAGCAGCAGUACGCCUACAAGCAGCGCCGCGACAAGCUCUACGUGUGUGAGGACUGUGGCUACACGGGGCCCACCCAGGAGGACCUGUACCUGCACGUGAACAGUGCCCACCCGGGCAGUGCAUUCCUCAAAAAGACAUCCAAAAAACUGGCGGCCCUUCUGCAGAGCAAGCUGACAGCCACACACCAGGAGAGCAUCCAUCUGAGCGAGGAGGAGGAGAGGAAGUGA
Messenger RNA from Lepus europaeus (European hare), 822 nucleotides. RefSeq names its product ovo like zinc finger 2 (gene OVOL2). The transcript is spliced from 4 exons. The coding region runs from base 1 to 822 and encodes 273 amino acids. Lineage: Eukaryota; Metazoa; Chordata; Mammalia; Lagomorpha; Leporidae. The record is from RefSeq and is a predicted model, not a curated record. Gene Ontology annotation, cellular component: nucleus. Gene Ontology annotation, molecular function: RNA polymerase II cis-regulatory region sequence-specific DNA binding; DNA-binding transcription factor activity, RNA polymerase II-specific. Gene Ontology annotation, biological process: regulation of transcription by RNA polymerase II; epidermal cell differentiation.